AUGUUACCCGAUCUGGUCUAUUCCUACAACCAUAGUGUUCACCAUAGCAUCAAGACAAAACCUGUGGACGUUACUGCUGAGAACGAGAAGAAAGUGUGGUACACUCUGUAUGAUGACCUUAACGUCGUGAAAAAUGUAAAAUACAAAUUCAGGAUUGGCGAUCAAGUGAGAAUUAGCAAGAUGAAACGAACAUUUGAAAAAGGAUACUUGCCAAAUUUUUCCAAAGAGAUUUUUACAAUAAGCAAGCAAAUGCCAUGUGAUCCUCCAGUGUACAAACUAAAAGAUCUGGACGGUGAAGAACUCAAAGGAACAUUUUACGAAAAGGAGCUGCAAAAGAUCAUCAAGGAAGAUGACGUCUACGAAAUUGAGAAAAUCUUGAAGAAACGUGGACGAGGCAAUAAUGUACAUUAUCCUAUAGCCUGUGCGGCAGGCGGUAUUUCUACAGGCAGCAAAAAUUAGGGAGGCAAAGGAAAUACCAUCUGCCGCAAAACUAGGGGUUUUUGAAUUACCCGUCCGCUGGUGAAUGGGAAAAAUGGAUUGGUUAGUAUUUUUAUGUAGUUGUCAAUCAACGGCUAAAUUCGGUUAAAUGUUAAUCAUUAACCAAAUGUUUUGACGUUUUGAAACUCUGCGUUUUGAAAUUAGUUCACGUCAAGUCAGACCAGAAAUGGAAUAACACAAUAAAAGAAGCAAAUUAAAAGAUACAAGCUGAAAAAUAACACUCUAAAUAGUGUUAUUGAUAGAGAUUCAAACAAGAAUAUUUAACAAAGAAGAUACGUCCGAAGGGGCCGAAGUCAUAUGAUCGGCGAAAGGUAUGGGCUGGUCUAUAUCUUCGUUCAGACAAUUACAUGCGUAUUUAUAAUUUGAUAAUAAACAAUCUCGCUUGACUUUCAAAGGCCAUAAAUCGCAAUAAUGUUCACAUUUUACUAAAACUAUCGAUAGAAAUUAGGAGAUAUUUCUUCACUGAAUCGAACAGUGGGAUUUCCAUAUAGGCCUAUCAUGUUCUGAACCAAAGAUACUUGAUAGAUAUUAUAUAUGAACCUCCAAAGUAUAAACAAGGGGCCGGUUGAUGCAGUAAUUAUCAAAUAACAGUUAAACUCUUAUAUACCCGUUGAAUAUGUAUAGUUGUAAACAAAUAAAAACUAUCAUUCUAUAAGGUUCAAUACUUUCAGUUUGGUUGUUGACUGAUGAUGAAUCUAUAGUGUAGACUUGCAUGCUUUGUAUUUUGAGCUUAUUAAACCACCGUUUUAAGGCAGCUAAACGGGCUUGGUUUAUAUUAACACAUAAAAUAAAUUCCUUGAUUCUCAUCACUAGACACAGUCUACACUUUGAAAUGUCGAAGACAAUGGGAGAUUUAUUUUUUAUAUUUUAUAUUUAUAUAAUUUAUAUAUCAAUAGUUCGUAUCUCCACAAACAAUGACAGAAUGACUGAGUUUCUUUAAAAUACAAUGAAAUUUCACUCAAAAUUCUGUUUGUUUCAAAUUGGAAGUUUAAAAUGGCAAUAAAAACUCUAUAUAAAAUACGAAAAAAUUAACUGUCUUGAAUUAUUUUGUUGGGCGGUACAUUUAUAUUGUAUAACGAAAUAUAAAACGUUUUCACGAGGAUUUUAAAAUUCAGUCGGGCGGUGAUGAGAAUCAAGGAAUUUAUUUUAUGUUGGGCAGUUGGGACUUGGGAGCAGCUUGGGCCUUGGGAGUGGCUAAUUUUGAAUAUUUACUUAAUUAAUGCAUCUAUAAAUAGCGUUGAUGCUUCAGGGGCGGUAGUUCAUUUACACCCAGUUUUGCGGCAGGCGGUAUUUCCUAAAUACCGCCUGCCAUGCAGGCUAAUUAUCCUAUAAAAUGGUUAGGGUACCCCAAUAAAUUUAAUUUGUGGGUACCCGCUUCUGAAAUAAAUAAGAUUUAAACCGUUGAACGUGCUGUUUGUUUGUUAUUCUCAUUGGGGAUUCAUAAUGAGUGGAACACACUUUCACCUUACGCUUCCGAGCAAUGCGUCCCUGGACAUUUUUCCCGAUAACAAAAUGACCGAAUAUCGUGUAAAAUUACCGCAACCCGUUGAGUUGGACGGCAAUUGGUAAGUCGGACUGUAUUCCAUUUUUUACCCAAACACCUGGUAUACUCUACGAGAUAUUAAUGUGGACACGCACUUCUAUUAUGUUGAAGGCACUGGAUGGCCUUCGGUGGCAACCGUGAAGUAUGGACACUAUGAAACCAUGCAAGAUUUUGUUAAAGACAUGAAUGCCGCUUUGGAACUUGAAAUUUGUAAUAGUACUGCCAUAUACCUAACGUACAGCACUCUGACGGGAAAAGUGACCGUUCACUUGAAGCCCAAAUGCAAACUUUUACUAUUUGGCAAAAUGUCCCUCAUCCUGGGAUUCGGCGGAAAAGAGGUAAAAAUUUACAAAAUGCGCGAAAGUCCCUACGUUACAGAUCUGGCCACCAUUACAUCGAUCUACACAUAUUGCAACAUCAUUCAGCCGCAGAUUGUUGGAGAUACGAGUGCGCAAUUACUUCGAAGCAUUCCCGUCGAAGGAAAGUAUGGUGAUAUCAUUACAAAAACGUUCACCAACAUACAAUACGUGCCUGUUCAAACGAAAUCCUUCGGAGACGUGAAAAUUCUUUUAAGGAAUGACACGUGCGAUCCAGUGCCAUUUGAACAGGGUAAGGUGAUAGCGACACUACAUUUCAGACAGCAUACAUACUUCACUUCACAUACAUUAUUAUUUGGAUCAACAACAAGGGCGUGGCAUGCCCAUGUUCAGGGGCAGCCCCUGGCAAGCCGGAUAUGGGCAACAGACAAUUGUAACUUUGCGUGAAUAGUUAAGUGGCUUAAACUAAACCAAAUUGUCUGAAAUUUUGUACAGUAAUUAAAAUCCUGACAAAUUUUCCAUCUGUUAACUCAAAAUAUGAUUACAGCUUUUAAAUUUUGUGUGCGAGCCAUUUUUAGUUUGUUGGAAAAGACACACCCCCCUGGUUCACAAAAUUUGAGUUCGAGAAAUUUUUUUCAUUAUUUUACAUUAUAAGUACCCAAAGAAGCUAUAUAUAUAAAAAACCAGAUACAAAUAGCUGUUUUGCGAAAUUGAGAGCAAUUUUAAAUCUGUUCAGUUUUUUUUAUACACCCUGUAGAGCUUCAGUCUCGUAUGCUGGGCUUAAAACGAAUGGAAUUAGCCCGAUUUGGAGAAGAAAUGAAAUGGAUAAAGGUAGAAGAAAUUGGAGAAAAGGGUAGGUUAGAACUGAUUAAAAUUAUACAUACAGUAUUUGAAGACGUACUUAAGUGUAAUAGCGAGCAGCUUGACAGUCUAUUGGGAAAAAUACAAACUAUUUUAGACAGCAAAACAAUGAGUCAAAAUGAGGAAAGUAUGAAAGCAAAAGAAAAGAGUGAACAGGGACUGAAACAGCUCAAAACACAGUAUGAAAAGUUACUAGUAGAGCAGGAAAAACUAAAAGAUCAAAUAAAUACUGUCCAAAGCCAAAAUGAAACAACUGAGGACAUAACUAUAACUAGUGAAUCAGUAACACAACAAGAUAAGCCACAAAGUGCAUUUCUUAACAUGAAAACAAGCAUGCUCCAUCGGGAAUUCAAGAUACAAGGACAAAUCGGAGAGCCAGGGCAUAAAGAUAAACUAGCAUAUCAGUCACUCAUUUCACAGAUUGAAAUUGGGCUGCAAAGGGUUACACAGAAGAGGAAAUUACCCAUGCUGUUGUUAGAGCUGUUCAGGCUGGUUUACAACUAUGAAGUUAUUUGGAGGGAAUAA
Messenger RNA from Paramuricea clavata, 3744 nucleotides. Lineage: Eukaryota; Metazoa; Cnidaria; Anthozoa; Malacalcyonacea; Plexauridae. The record is from the annotation of a GenBank genome assembly.